AGAAGGGGAGGAGAACUGGUGGUCGGCUUUUCGGGGCCGGAGAAGGAAAAAGCAGUGCUGGCAAGGGUGGGAACUGAAUGACAGCCACCCCCCACCCUCUGCCAAGCCACCCCCUCCUGUUUUCCAUCUACCUCCUCGCUACCGCCCUCCCCCGCCCUCCCCAGCCCACGCCCCGGUGGGCCAAUCGCUGCUCCGCAUUCCGGGCGCUUUCUCAGGUUUCUGCUGAUCUAGCAGCGCCCAGAAAUGGACCGAGGGGACCCGCGCCGCACGCACCCUGCCCCACUCGGAGCUGCGAACGGCUCCCAGCGCUCAGCGUAGCCUCGCCGAGGUCCGCGCGCGGGGGUGUGCUGGAGGCGGAGGGGGAGACCCGCGAGCCAUGUAGAUCCAGGCCCUAGCUCACUCGCCUUCGGGAUCGAAUCAAGGGCUCCCACGGUGCUGGGAGGGGGCGAAAGCGCUCCGUAUCGUCAUUCGCUUCGGAGCUCCGGAGAGGGUGGCAUUUUGCUCUUCCGCUCCGCAGCCUCCGGAACUCCCCGCACACACAGAGAGAAAGAGACACAGUGGCGUCUCCAGGCUGCCGGCCACGGGUGAGCAUGGGGGUAGGGAAUGGACAUUUCCGCCGUAGCUGCCCAGUAAAGCAACUGGCCGACUGAAGAAAGCCGGACCAGGGGCGAGGGUGGCGCGCUGGCCCCGGCGCCCCUCGGAUGCUGCGGCGGCCGCGGCUCGCGCCCGGGUACCGCAAAGCCGACCUGCCGCAUUCCCACUCGGGCUCUCCGCCGACUCAGCACCUCCCCUGCGCCAAGUCGGCCGGCCAGCGUCCAUCGAUGGCCCCGGUGGGAGCUUAGAAGGCGGCGGGCGAAGAGGGCUAGGAGGGGGGAAGAGCCAAGGAGAAGCAGAAGGGGUGGCGGGCGAGGGGGUCCGCUGAGCCGGCUCCGCACCGGGUCCUAGGAAGGCUCGCGGAGGGGAGGGGAGGCCGGGGUGACCCCGAAGCCAUGGCCCGGUCCGCUAGGACGGCGCUGCGUUAAGGCACCUCGGAGCAGGAAGACACACCAACUCUCCCCUUCCCGCCCGGAAAAGCUGCACCGGGGCGGCAGGCGAGAGGGAUUCCAAACUGAGGAGCAGGCGGGGUGGAGGGGCGGGCCUCCAGGAGCCAAGUGGCUGACAAUCUCCACCUGCCGGCUCGAAAGCCCCGCCCCUGGAGCGCCGGUGGGGAGGGCGCGCGGGUUCGCCACCCAUUCCACCUCCCUCGCCCCUCCCCUCCCCGCCCCGGCCUGGUCCCCCGCCUCCCGCCUCCGGCCACCGUCUCCGCCCCCCACCACCUCCACCAUGACGGUGAUGUCCGGAGAGAACGUGGACGAGGCUUCGGCCGCCCCAGGCCACCCCCAAGACGGCAGCUACCCGCGGCCGGCCGAGCACGACGACCACGAAUGCUGCGAGCGCGUGGUCAUCAACAUCUCCGGGCUGCGCUUCGAGACGCAGCUCAAGACGCUGGCGCAGUUCCCCAACACGCUGCUGGGCAACCCUAAGAAACGCAUGCGCUACUUUGACCCGCUCAGGAACGAGUACUUCUUCGACCGCAACCGGCCCAGCUUCGACGCCAUCCUCUACUACUACCAGUCUGGGGGCCGGCUGCGCCGGCCGGUCAACGUGCCGCUGGACAUGUUCUCCGAGGAGAUCAAGUUUUACGAGCUGGGCGAGGAGGCCAUGGAGAAGUUCCGCGAGGACGAGGGCUUCAUCAAGGAGGAAGAACGGCCCUUGCCAGAGAAGGAGUACCAGCGCCAGGUGUGGCUGCUCUUCGAGUACCCGGAGAGCUCGGGGCCUGCGCGGGUCAUCGCCAUCGUCUCCGUCAUGGUCAUCCUCAUCUCCAUCGUCAUUUUCUGCCUGGAGACGCUGCCCGAGCUGAAGGACGAGAAGGACUUCCCGGGCGCCGUCCACCGCCUGGACAACACCACGGUGGUUUACAACGCCAACAUCUUCACGGACCCCUUCUUCAUCGUUGAGACGCUGUGCAUCAUCUGGUUCUCCUUCGAGCUGGUGGUGCGCUUCUUCGCCUGCCCCAGCAAGACGGACUUCUUCAAAAACAUCAUGAACUUCAUCGACAUCGUGGCCAUCAUCCCUUAUUUCAUCACCCUGGGCACCGAGAUAGCAGAGCAGGAGGGGAACCAGAAGGGUGAGCAGGCCACCUCGCUGGCCAUCCUCAGGGUCAUCAGGUUGGUAAGGGUAUUUAGGAUCUUCAAACUCUCCCGCCACUCUAAGGGCUUGCAGAUCCUGGGCCAGACCCUCAAGGCUAGUAUGAGGGAGCUAGGGCUGCUCAUCUUUUUCCUCUUCAUCGGGGUCAUACUGUUCUCUAGCGCAGUGUACUUUGCCGAGGCGGAAGAAGCUGAGUCGCACUUUUCCAGUAUCCCUGAUGCUUUCUGGUGGGCGGUGGUGUCCAUGACCACCGUAGGAUACGGUGACAUGUACCCUGUGACAAUUGGAGGCAAGAUCGUGGGCUCCUUGUGUGCCAUCGCUGGUGUGCUGACAAUUGCCCUGCCCGUACCUGUCAUUGUGUCCAAUUUCAACUAUUUCUACCACCGAGAAACUGAGGGGGAAGAGCAGGCUCAGUUGCUCCAUGUUAGCGCCCCUAACUUAGCCUCUGACAGUGACCUCAGUCGGCGCAGCUCGUCCACUCUCAGCAAAUCUGAAUACAUGGAGAUCGAAGAGGAUAUGAAUAAUAGCAUAGGCCACUUUAGACAGACCAAUAUCAGGACUGGCCAUUGUGCCACAGCUAACCAAAACUGCGUUAAUAAGAGCAAGCUACUGACUGAUGUUUAAAAAGCCAAGCAAAGAAACUUUAAAAAGCCCCCACUUAGCAGCUUGAAAGACUUAAAAAAAAAAAAAACCCCAAAAAUCAAACCAAACCCCGAGUGACCAAAGUCACUCUCUGUAGAUACUUUACUAAGUAAGCUUUGGACGUUCCAUUGAACUGUCGAUGCAUUGUUGCAUUGCCAGUGUUGGGCAUUGCCAAUGUUGGGGGUGGAAAACCUGAAGAUUUCAGGAGCCAUGGAAAAAAACAAUUAUUUUCAUUUUAUUAAAAAAGUGGGAAAAGAAAGUGUAUUUUCUAAAACUGGUUUAAAAUCACUCAGUCCACGAACUAGUCAAGGUAAAAUAAGAAUCACGUGCUUCCCAUUUUUUAAUUCUUGCUGGCUUCUUUAACUUUUUUUUUUCAUGUGACUGAAUGAGAAUCAGAGGAUCGCUUAGAAAUAUCAAAUGAAAAUUUGCAUGGGACUCUAAUAUGAAAUCUUGGCAAACUGCACAACAUAUUUAAGACAGUGCAUCAGAUGUAUUGUAUGUAACAUGAUACACCAGCCAAAAUGGGCAAUGAACAGAUGUUUUUAUUUUGAUCCACCGAACUGCAUAUUCCAAGGUGAAAAAAAAAAAAAAUUACUUAAGACUGGUUCACCAAGCACCUUAGAAAUCUGAUACUGGUCCUGGUUCUGUAGGGAUUUUUCCCUCUGCCCCCAUUCUUUUCUGAUUCAAACUCUUCUCUAAGAAACAGUGAUAACUGAAUGCAAUUCAUUGAUCCAUCUGCAGUGCUGCUAAGAUUCUCAACUGCAGACACACCCAAAGGGUCUUUUCUCACAAGUCCUGCACCCUGACCCCCAUCCUCCAGAACUGGAUGUAAAACCUUAGCCUCCUUGUUGCAAGAGAGCACAAAUGGAACUAAGUGUAAGCAUGUUUGAAUCUGAUCCUAAUUUAUUUUAUAAUCGCAUGCUGAGAACGUUAACUCAGACAAUAGGGGAUAAGCUUACUUAGGAAUCGAUUCUUCUACAAAUAGAUUCUUCUUCAUUUGCAUUCACCAAAAGUGCACUCCUUCAUUUAUUAACUCUUUUUAUUAGCCAGUAAAGUACUGUAUUUAAGUACCUAUGUUAGUCAGCUGGGAACAGUACUUUUCAGAGCUCCAAGCAUGUUCUCUUAUUCAGCAUUAUGGCCGAUUUGAUUAAGGUGUACCUUGAAUUAAUUAGUGCAUGAUUCAGUUAAUGUAAAAACGUUAAAAAAAUAAUAAAAAUUAUAAGUUUGUGGGAUGAA
Messenger RNA from Cervus elaphus (red deer), 4065 nucleotides. It is a transcript of the gene KCNA1, whose product is annotated as potassium voltage-gated channel subfamily A member 1. The transcript is spliced from 2 exons. Gene Ontology annotation, biological process: protein homooligomerization; potassium ion transmembrane transport. NCBI's taxonomy places the organism in Eukaryota, Metazoa, Chordata, Mammalia, Artiodactyla, Cervidae. Gene Ontology annotation, molecular function: delayed rectifier potassium channel activity; protein binding. Bases 1324 to 2811 code for a protein of 495 amino acids. Gene Ontology annotation, cellular component: neuronal cell body; juxtaparanode region of axon; membrane. The record is from RefSeq and is a predicted model, not a curated record.